AAACCACAAGUAUAAAACUGCCAAAGCCUGAGUGACGUAAGUAAUGAGUCAAAUCUAAAGCGCUUCCUGUUCUAAGUGUUCAACCAACAGACGUGGUUGUACACCUGUGUUUAAUGUUAUUUGUUCACUCGAAGUUCCGAUGGCAUCUUAAAACAUUAUUCGAUGCGGAACCGUGCAUUUCCAACACUCAGGACGAGUGUUGUCAAUAUUAAUUAGUUAAUAUUAACGAGUUUAUGUCAAUCCAACUAAUCGAAAUAUUCUUCGAAUAUUCCAGUGGUAGGGCUCAUAGUACGUUUAGUAAUUGUCUCUCUUGAAAUGGAAUGAUGUUGUUGGCAAUUUUUAAUACAAGCGCUGCGGAGGAAGAAAUAAACCCAAUCAAAUCUUAAUGUUUUAAAAGAAACAGAGAACUCUUAAAAUAAUUUUAAACAAACUGGACCGUUUUUCAGCACUUAUACCACCAAUUUAUUUGAGCCUGAAGGAAUCAUAAAAUAAAAAAACCGCACAAGCAAGCAAGUAAUUUGUGGUUUUAUUACACGGAUUAUCGCCUUGAGCAUGUUGUGGUAAUACUGCUGGAUUAAACACUCUGGCAUUGUUGAUUAGCAUCGUUCUAGAUACGACAAUCCCUUGAUGUGCAUUUUAUUUCAGAAUAUAAUCCUCACCAUCCGUAACGCUGAUGUUUCAAAACAAUGUUUUAUUAUUCAAAAUAAUGUCCAAAGGUUUCUCUCCCUACUGUUGUUAUGUACCUAUAUUAUUUCUUAAACAAAGGAUAGCAUCGCUAGCCGUUUAAUUUAUCUUGAAAUUUAUGGCUUUUUGAAUCGCGAAAACGUUUCAGCAACAUUGAACGCCAAUAUAUUUCAUUCUGAACGUAUUAAAAGGCUAAAACCCCGAUAUCCUUCAUUGCCUACUGGCCUUGUUGUACAUAAAUCUACAUGACAACCUAUUAUCACGAACGUGCGCUGCUUCUUCCUGACCGUGAUGGCUAAAAAUGACGUAUCCACCACUCGCGAUGGUACCUCACGACCGGAUUACGACGACGGCCAAUGCGCCAUUUGCCUGGAACCGCAUUUGAACAAGUCACACUUGAAUUGUGGCCACGUCUUUUGUUUUCACUGCCUCGUCGAGUGGUGUACGAUAAAAUUACAAUGUCCAACGUGCAAGCAAUUAUUCACGAUGUUCUCGCACAAAGUUGGAUCGUCCGAUGAUCUACAAACGUACACCCCUAGUCCUCCGUUGAACCCAGACGUCGUCCGUCCGCCGGUUAAUUACCUGGAACUAUUUGCUUUAAUGUUGGGCGAUCAUGAAUUUCGAAGUCGAUUGAACAAUCCGCAAGUCAUCCGCCAAGUUGAGGAUUUUCGGCGAGUGCUGAGCGAUCCUGAAGUUAUCCAAGCGCUGGACGACCCUGCAUUUAGAUCCACUUUGAACAAUUCACAAUUUGGGGCUACGUUUGAAGAUCGUCAAGUUCAACGUAUUAUGAACGAUCGUGCAUUUCGCCGUUUGUUGGACGAGAUGCUUGCAGAGAUAUUGGACGAUGAUGAAUUUCUGUUCACGCUGAGUUAUCCUGAAUUGCGUCGGUCGUUCUUCGCUAGUUGGGCACGUGAACUCAACAUUUUCAGCUCUGAAACUGCUCACCCAACACCAGUUCUCGCCCAUACUUCCAAUACGACUCAAAGUCGGGAGUAAAUGGUGAUUGGCUGUUUGCUUUUUUAUAGCGUUGCUUUGUCGUGUUGACUCAAUAGAUCCCAUCCGCACAAUGUACCACAAACUACCUGAAUAAAAUUCGAAAAUACACA
Molecule: messenger RNA, 1790 nt
Organism: Daphnia magna
Lineage: Eukaryota; Metazoa; Arthropoda; Branchiopoda; Diplostraca; Daphniidae
Exons: 1
Coding region: 976-1680 (234 amino acids)
Biological process (GO): protein monoubiquitination; protein polyubiquitination
Molecular function (GO): ubiquitin protein ligase activity
Source: RefSeq, a predicted model, not a curated record